Molecule: messenger RNA, 3981 nt
Organism: Phycomyces blakesleeanus NRRL 1555(-)
Lineage: Eukaryota; Fungi; Mucoromycota; Mucoromycetes; Mucorales; Phycomycetaceae
Exons: 9
Coding region: 1-3981 (1326 amino acids)
Biological process (GO): calcium ion import across plasma membrane
Cellular component (GO): membrane
Molecular function (GO): monoatomic ion channel activity; protein binding
Source: RefSeq, a predicted model, not a curated record
AUGACUAUAUUUAACUCCAUCAAAGACACGUUCAAGUCCGGUGGAAGCGUUCCGUUAACAGGAGUUUCCAAAGGAACCAAGGUGGCUGCCCUGAGUGAAGAAACCCCAAACUCGGAGUCCUGCAAGCCUGUUUGCAUACCAAUAGAUCCGGGCUAUCUUUCUGAAAUUCAGGCCAACCCGAGCUCAAGAACCAUCAUGGACAAUCCUGAAGAGCAGAGCUCAUUUGAAUUAUCCAGUGACAAGAUGUAUGUGGCAACUUACAAGAAAUCGCAAGAGACCAUCACAGUCCACAGAAUCGGAACCCAUGCCAGAUCCAGCGUCGAAUUCGAGUAUUUUGACUUUUUUAUUCAGCUUCCGGCUCCAGUGUCAUUUCCAUACUAUUGUUUCUACAGCGUCUCUUCUAGAGGUCAUUAUGUCGCUGUAUCCUGGUUACAAGCUAGACCGGAAUCGUCUUGGUCACCUGAGAUUUCUCACUGUUAUAUCUACAAAGACUCUUUCUCGCCCAUUGAUAGAGACCAUAAUGGAAGAGUUAUAACAAAGCCAUAUCACAAGAUUCAUUUUCAAGGAAACUGCAGAUUUUUGCCGGAUAAUAAGCUCGUAUUGACGGAUGUACAUCACUUGAGGAUCUACAGCGACGAUUUCGAUUUUCUAUAUCUUAUCGAUCUUUUUCAAAUAUCCCAGAUGACGCACCAACCACUCGCUCAUUCAUGGAAUCAUCGCCUGAUGUGGUUUUCGGCUGCAAACAGACCUGACGCCAGUGAUGAUCUGAAUCGCAGUCUAAAAUCAUCUACCUACACUGUUGUAGACCCUCGAAUCAACUUGGACGCCAUGGCUAGCGAUCUCAAAUUUAUGACAAAGUCUAUCCACCAGGGUGUAUUGCUGGACUACAGCUCAGAAGACAACCUUGUGCGGAUCUGGUCUGUUCAAGACGGACAUUUGAUAAUUCCGCUCAAAACAUCGUGUGACAGUAAUACCAUAUUUUCUGUAUCAAAAGAUGGAAGCCUCAUUGCAAAACUCAGCACCUCAACGGACGAUACGGUGAUCAAGAUAUUUGAUAUUGAAACUGGUCUUUUGGUAAACAGUCUUAAAAUAAGAGAUACUCGUAUAUCUGGAACCUCGGUCCAUAUUGAAUUCAUUGAAGAAGAUCGGUACUUAGCAUGUAUCUCACAUGCAAAGCCAUUAAAUGGUCCACGCACUCGUCAGACACUCAACCCAAAUGAUGCCGUAUAUGGUCUCGAGAUCUGGGAUGUAGUAUCAGGAACAUCGGUGGUCUACCAAGAGACAGAUUACAGAAUCGCAAGCGCAGGGUCUGCUGUAGUUAUUGGGCACCCAUCCUAUCGAGGAUCUGCUCUUAUUGUGGAGAACACUAUGCCCGAGAUUCUUUGUGGUCAUAAGUUGCGCCUUUUCCCAGUCUCCAAAAAACGAAGCAGAUAUAGUACACAUGAAGACGUUGAUGAGUUUCCAUGGGGACAGCUGACUCCGAUUAUUCCGUCAAUUGAUUUGCAAUCCAAGCAAGAUGUCUUCUUUGAGGCCGAGUUUCACGACAAACAUGCUCUUUCACCUGGCAUUGCAAGUUAUUUUCUUGAUACUUCCAAGACUCUGGUUCUUAGAAUCGGUAGAUAUUCUGUCCAGGUUUGGCGUACAAAAAGAUUAGAGAAACAAGGACACCACCAGCAUCCUGAAAACAUGGAAAAUAUUGAUCCAAAGACUCUGGGACUCCAUAAGCUGGUCUAUAUGUAUUGUAUCCCAAUUGAAUACACAAGCUCAAGAUAUGAUAUCCGUACUCUUUCUCGAGAUAAUCUAGAAAUUCAGACGCCAUCCAUUCGUGCGGACAGGAUUAGGUGGUACUCUGAGUGUAGUCAAUAUCUAAGCAAUGAGUGUUUUACCGAUGGCUUAUCGCAGUCCUCGACCCCAGAUGUGGAUUUCUCGCAAGGACUUUACCGUCUCCGAAUUACCUAUGAAUCUCUACAGGAUGGCUUAAAUUAUACAAACGGACCUAGCAAUCAAGAGGAAAUAUACAUCCCAUUUAGAAUACAGGCUGCGCCGUUUAUUGUUCUAAAGUACACUUUUAACUCUCUGCCAUCGAUCUUACAACUUAAUCAAUAUUUUGAGGGAAAAAAUUGGAAGACCCAUCAUUUUUCUAGUAUUGUAAAACAGAUGCAAAGUACAGUGAAUUAUGCGGUUUAUUGUCGCUCUCCGUUCUUUGGGACAAUUGCAGGGAACCAAGCGCUCUCCAGUUUACUGUGCUCUCCUGGUGAUGAUGAUUUACUGUCUUCUAUCCUAGACGGAACUAUUAACAUAAAGACCUGUUUCCAUGACAUCAGCCGGAAGCAAAGCCCGCUAACAGUAGCUAUACAGAAUGGAUCUCCACAAAGGGUCAAGAUACUGGUUGAAUAUAUCAUUUCCGCUUCCAAAAAAUUUGGUCCUGGAUAUAUGGCAAUAUUUGUACGAGUUCUUCCUAGCUUAUGCAAGCAUUUUCCUGACUUGGUACCUGAUUGGAUCCGUUCCCUUUCUUACGUUCCGGCAACAAGUGCUUAUCCUUUGGUUUCCCGGGACUCCCCAGUAUUACCUGGUAAAAGCCUACUGACACACAAGCAAGAAUUAUGGGGAUUCUCUGCAUUGGAGCAGCUACCUGUUUACCGUGGACUUUACAAAAAGGCAAUAUAUACUGUGAAAACUCAACUAGACGUCUUCAAGUUUGGUCAGUAUAAGAAAGGCAGAAACGUCCAAGAGAUAAAGAGACAACAAGACUUGAAGGAAAAAGAGAAAAGAAUCCCAUUGAGUCAUGAUCGAAAACCACACCUUGCAACCUUGUGUGUAGUCCCUUUACCAAGUUAUACUGCUUAUACCGAGAACUUUCGCACACUUUUUAAUCAUAUUAUGGGAGAACCGCCUGGUCUUGCUUCCGCUUAUUCACCGCAUAGUCUGUUUACAGUCCAGGCUUCGACAGGAAACAGCGAGGUGUUUAGAAACGGAGAACCAGUUAUGGAAGCCUUGCUUAUUUACAAAUGGCGUGCGUUUGCCCGAAAUCGUUUCUUCUUGAUAUAUUUGAUAUAUAUCUCCUACUAUACUCUAUAUUCAAUCACCGUGGCAUUCUCAAAGGAGGUCUUUAACUAUGACGCUCAAACCCGUGUGAUAUCUCCUGCCCACCGGUCCUGUCUCAUAAUAAUGAUUGCUAUAUCAAUUGUAUUUAUUAUACAAGAAACCCGCCAAAUUAUGGUUAGCCGGACAAAUUACUUUAGGCUUUUCUACAACUAUAUUUCAUUGACAGCAGUUUGCUUGCCUGCAAUUGCAACCAUAGUACUUCUUUCUGGGCACACUUAUCCGGUUGAAGCUUCCGCGAUCUCUGUUCUUAUUCUAUGGCUUCACGCAAUUGUUCGGUUGCGUGUAAUGAAAGAAUUUGGAAUAAUGGUUGAGAUUGUUGUACAAAUAAGCAAGCGUGUACUUCCUAUGUUUGCCUUGCUGGUCUUUAUUGUUUUUGCGUUCUCACACACUUUUAUUGUAUUGCUUCGAAACGAAAGUAGCGGAGAAUUUGCUGAAACAUUUGAUGGUAUAAUCGGUGGUACACAAAGCUUUUACAUAACUUCACGAGAUUCUGGUAGUGAAAACAAGUUUAGACAUGUCGGGACGGCACUCAAGGCGGUGUGGCUUUUUGUUAAUGGUGAUUGGGAGGCUAUAAGUGAUAAACCCGUGGAAGAUCAAACAUUAGUUACAGUCCUUGCCGUAAUACUUUCCUUUAGCACAACCUUUAUUCUUUUGAAUAUACUGAUUGCCUUGAUGACAGACGUUGUGGAGGAAGUUAAACGUAAAGGAAAAAGAGUGUGGAUAAGUUACUUGGCUGAAUCACUUGCUGAGAUUGAGCUAUACUGGUGCUUUCCCUGGGAGCGACGUAAUAGAAGGUCCCAUCCAGACUAUAUAUACUAUGUUGCAUAUGCAAGAGCAAUAGAAGACUAUAAGAAAAGUGAAUCUGAGGACGACUAG